Molecule: messenger RNA, 1086 nt
Organism: Solanum lycopersicum (tomato)
Lineage: Eukaryota; Viridiplantae; Streptophyta; Magnoliopsida; Solanales; Solanaceae
Product: NEDD8-conjugating enzyme Ubc12-like
Source: RefSeq, a predicted model, not a curated record
CUCAGAUUCUCUUCUACUAUUUUUCUCUAUAAAUAUAGAGACUCCAUCACUAUUCUUCAAUCUUCUUUUUGCAGAUUCUCAUUUCAGCAGCAGCAGGAGGAGGUUCACAUAAUUUUGAAUUGUCCCAAGCUAGAGUUUGGUGCUGGGUCGUUCUAUGCAUGUCUGUUAAGAUCUUUGUGUUUAGUUCUGGCCGAGAAUAGAUUCAGUGAUAGUACCCGCAGUUGGAAAAAUUAGUGGUAUCCCAGAAGGGAACCAUGAUUAAGUUGUUUAAAGUGAAGGAGAAACAGAGAGAGCUUGCUGAAAAUGCAAAUGGAAAGCCACCAAUUAAGAAACAAAGUGCAGGAGAGCUGCGUCUUCAUAAAGAUAUCAGUGAACUAAAUCUACCUGAAACGUGUAGCAUAUCAUUCCCUAACGGAAAAGAUGACCUCAUGAACUUUGAAGUCACCAUUCGGCCUGAUGAAGGAUAUUAUGUGGGUGGAACUUUUGUCUUCUCUUUCAGCAUUUCUUCUAUUUAUCCUCAUGAGGCUCCAAAGGUCAAGUGCAAGACAAAGGUUUACCACCCGAAUAUUGACUUGGAAGGUAAUGUGUGUCUCAACAUUCUUCGAGAAGACUGGAAACCUGUGCUCAACAUCAACACAAUAAUCUAUGGCUUGUAUCAUUUGUUCACGGAACCCAAUCACGAGGAUCCCCUCAAUCAUGAAGCAGCUGCUGUGUUGAGUGACAACCCCAGCUUGUUCGAGUCCAAUGUCAGAAGGGCAAUGUCUGGAGGAUAUGUAGGAGAAACGUUCUUCCAACGCUGCAUAUAAACGUCUCAGAUGCAGAAUCGAUUAGUUGAUGAUGCUUACACCAGAAGUUGAAGGCUCUGAAAGUCUGUGAAGUUGGGACCAGGAAGAACCAUUUUUACAUGUGAAAAAGAUUUGAGUGCAAAAAUGUUAUUAGAUAUUUGCAAAACUUAAAACCUGCAGAACGUUUUCUGUAUGUAAGUGUUAAAACUGAAGCUGUUAAGAGACCCUUUGCCUGGAUGAAUUUAUGUACAAUCUGAACUUAUGUUUUCGCGAUCUUGCGCUUCAAUUAUCGUAUUAUUUA